AUGCCGGGGAUCCUGGAGAAGGACCUUCGCGACGGCCUGGUUCCCGACGAUGCCCAAGCUGCAGCGCCCGAGGCCGAGCAGCCGAUCGAGGAGUUUGUCGUCGUCAACCAGGAAAUCUUUAUCGAGGUCAACUUCCGCGAGCAGAGUGUCCAGGGGGAGAGCCGGAUCACCAUCUACCUCAUCAACCCCGACGACCCGCCAGAUGAAGUCGCUUUGGACGCCCGCCAAUGCGAGAUCGACACAGCCAAAAUCCGCGUCAACGGCAAGAAUGUCCGGGCUACAUACCGGGAUCCCUACGAGGCUCUCGACGUCCCGCCAUCCUGGGACCUCGCGGCGGUCAACUUCCCUGUGCUCAAGAACCGGAUGAAGCACCUGCUGCCGCGUCGCCGCCGAGACCUGCCCGUCGAGAAGCGGGAGCAGAUUGGAUGCAGCCCGGCCGACCGCUCUCUGCGUGUGGCCCUGCAUCCUGACUUGCCGGCCGUGUACUCGACACAGACCAGACCGCCGCUGCCGCAGCCGGGCAAGCUCAAGGUCCGCCUGUCCACCGUUGGACUGCAGGAGAACGGUGGUCGAGCAGAGGCAAACAAGGCUGGAGCUGCGUCUGCGCCUGCGGCCAGCACAACGGUGCCCGACCAGCCAACCGACGGCCUCUUUGAGAUUGUCGUCCCGUUUCGCACAACGCACAUCCGUGACGGGCUCCAGUUCGUCGGCGUCAACGACAACGACACGCGUUUCCCCCACGUCUACACACGACACUCGCCCGAGCCAGGAUUAGCGGCCUGCAUAUUUCCCUGCAUCGACGAUUUUGGCUCGCGCUGCUUCUGGAAGAUUCACAUCAAGUGUCCCCGCACGCUCGGCGACGCCCUGAUGCAGGAGCUCGCCUCGCACCAGUCGUCCAACAACGCGGCCGCGGCCGGACACGAGCUGGCUGCCACGACCAACGGACACCAGGGCCAAGGCCGGCCGGAACAGGGCGGCGGCCAUCGGCAGCUGCAGCUGACGGAAGAAGACAAGCUGCUGGACAUGACAGCAGUGUGCUCCGGGAACCUCGUCGGGGAGAAGGUCGACGAGGUGGAUGAGACAAAGAAGAUCAUGACGUUUGAGAUCACGGAUCACGGCUCUGCGGCACACCAUAUCGGGUUCGCCGUCGGCCCGUUUGAGCACGUAGAUCUCUUUUCCGAGUUUCGAUCAGAAGAAGCGGACGAGAAGCUGGGCGCGAGCGCCCUUAAGAUCCACGGCUACUGCCUGCCCGGGCGACAGGAUGAGGUGCGGAACACAUGCGCGGCAAUGGCACAUGCUGCGGACGAGUUUGCCAUGUCGUACGGGCGGUAUCCAUACGACAGCUACAAGGUCUGCUUCGUGGAUGACAUGAUCCCGGACACGACGCCGCUGCUUUCGUUCUCGCUGUGCAGCAACCGGCUGCUCUUCCCGGAAGGAAUCGAGGACCGGGAUAUCGAGGUGACGCGAAAGCUGGUGCACUCGCUUGCGUACCAGUAUUUCGGGGCCUACAUCGUGCCGAACCAGCGGACAGAGCUGUGGCUGACCGUCGGGAUUGCCUACUACAUGACGGACCUGUUCCUCGGCAAGCUCUGCGGAAACAACGACUACCGGUUCCGGAUCAAGACGAUGGCCGACCGGCUGGCAGAGGAGGACCGGGGCCGGCCGUCGCUGCACGAGCUGGGCACAUAUACGUUCUUGGGCGACUUUGAGCUGGACUUUCUGGUUCUCAAGGCACCGCUAGUACUGUUCAUCCUCGACAAGCGGCUGACCAAGGCCGCGGGCUCGGCGAGCGCGAGCCUCGCUCGGGUGAUCUCCAAGAUUAUCAGCAAGGCGAACACAUCUGGUUGGGGUGAUAAUAACAACGAAAUCAUCUCGUCCGAGACCUUCCGACGAGUGUGUGAGAAGACUAGCCAGUACCAGCUGGAGGCGUUCUGGAACCAGUGGGUAUUGGGAUCAGGGUGUCCGUGGCUCAGCAUCAAGCAGCGAUUCAAUAGAAAGCGGCUGUGCGUGGAGAUCAGCAUCCUGCAGACGCAAGAGGCGGGCUCGGCCAAGCCGCAGCCGAUCCGGCACGAGGACUUUUGGCGGGAGCUGGUGGAGACCAAGUACGGGACGUACUCGCGCAAGGCACAGCGGCUGUUUACAGGGCCGAUGACGAUCCGGAUCCACGAAGCAAACGGGACACCGUACGAGCACAUUGUGGAGAUCCGGGAGGACGCGGCAUUCACGGGCGGGGCCAAGUUUGACAUUCCGUACAACACGAAGUACAAGCGGCUUAAGAGGAACCGCCGGCAUCGUGAGCGUGCGGCAGCAGCGGCGGCGGCGGACGCGAACGGCGAGCACAGCGAGGAGAUGAUUGUGUUCUCGCUAGGCGACCGGCUGGAUAGCCCGGAGGACAUGGCCAAGUGGGAUCUGAUCGACUGGACGGAGCAGGACGAGAAGAACAUGGACCAGGAGUCAUACGAAUGGAUCCGGAUCGACUCAGACUUUGAGUGGCUGGUCAAGAUGCACACGAAUAUGCCGUCGUGGAUGUACCUAUCGCAGCUGCAGCAGGACCGAGACGUGGCGGCACAGCAGGACACUCUGCUGUACCUGUCGCGGAUCAGAGAGCACGCGAUGGCGGCGACGAUUCUGACGCGGACGCUGUACGAUGAGCGGUACUUCCACGGGCUGCGGACGAUGGCGGCAUCGGUGCUCUCGCGGCAGGCGUGGAAGGCGUCGGACAGCCACGCAGACGCGGACGGGGCAGAGAACGGCGGACAGGAGACGGAGGGCAGCCGAAACGGUGGUGCUGGCGGCAAUGCGGGCAGCAGCGGUGGCGACACGGUGGUGUUUCGGGGCAUGACACAGCUGAUGCGUGUGUUUCGGGAAUUCUUCUGCUAUCCGGACGCGACGUCGCGGCCAAACGACUUUUCAGACCACCAGCGGUACCUGGUUCAGUGCGCGAUGAUCGAGGCGAUCUCCAAGGCACAGUACGAUGACAAGCAUCCGCGCGAGGCGCAGCGAUUUCUGCUGGACCUGCUCCGGUUCAACGACAACUCGCAGAACAGCUUCUCGGACUACAUUUACGUGGCGAAGCUGCUGGUGGCGCUGGCGACGAGCUUCUGCUCCAAGACAGGGCCGACAGGGUCGAAGAAGCAGCAGCAGCAGCAGCAGCAGCAGCAGCAAAAGGACAUGGUGCUCACGUUUGAUGACGCUAUGAGCGACGAGGAUUUUGACCUGGGAGCGGACCUGCAUCGGAUGGAAGUCGACACGGAGGGACAGCAGCUGCUGGAGGAGGCGCUGGCGGAGAUUGAGCGAUACCGACGGAUGGACGAGUGGACAGGAUCGUACCAGAAUCUGUGGACGACGGCAGCGUUGGAGGGCAAGCGGCUACUGAUGCAGGCGGGCGUGAUUCCGGUGGACGCACUGGAGUUUGUGCGAUAUCUGCAGGACGGGACGGUGGACGUGGUGCAGCUGCAGGCAUUUGAGGCGCUGGUGGAGCUGGGGCUGAUGCUGCGGCCGUCGAUCCUGAAGCUGCUGCUGGCAACGAUGACGCUGCACAGCUCUCCGUUUGUGCGAGACCGACUGUUUAAGCUGUUCUGCCGGGGUCUAGCAGCGAUAGCCUUUGGCGAGCUGGAGGUGCCGGAGUCGGGGGGAGGAGAGUCGGGGGCGCGAGAGCGGCAGAAGGAACGGGAGAGCGCAGACGCAAACGACGAGGACAACGACAACGGAGGGGUGAUUAUCGAGCAGGGCGAUGCGGUGAUUCGGCAGCACCAGGAGCAACACGCGCGGCGGGAGAGCAUCGCGGCGGCGGUGCGGGCGCUGAAGGAAGCGGUGGGCAACAAGGAGGAGCUGCUGAAGGCGAUGUGGUCAGCGGUGCUGUCGACAGCGACGGGCAGCACGGAGAAGCGCAACCUGCUGGAGCUGCUAGAGGCCAUGUUUGACGGCGAGCUGUCGCUGCUGCUGACGGUGCGGCAGCCAACAAUGUGGACGGUGCGGCGGCGGACGGCGACGAGCUGCGUGCUGGACUUUCGACAAGUGCCUCGACCGCUGCGGACGACGGCGGUGGUGGCGCCAGAGGUGGUGGUGCCAGUGAUGACGAUGCCGGCGAUGGUGGACGUGAAGCCGGUGAGCCUGAGCUCGGGGCUCUCGUCAGCCACACCGGCGAUUUCGGCUAUAAGCGGCUCGGCCGUGAUUUCAGCCACACAGCUGCCGCCCCCCAAUCACAAGCCAGCGUCUACGCCGACGGCGCCGAGAACAGCCCCUCCGGUCAGCGCGCGUGCCGAUACCAACGUGCUGGCUUCCGGACAGAGGACGCGGCUGCCGGAUCUGCCCAAGAAGGCGACAGCGCCCAAGAUCAAGCUGCAGACGGGUCGCACACCGCUCGGGUCGUCUUCCUUGUCGGCCGGCUCCAGAGGUGGCGGCAGUGGCGUCACGCCGACGAGUGCGGGCGGAGCAGCCGGCGCCACUAGCAGCAGCGGCUCGCCAAUGAUGCGAAAGCCGACCGUCUCGUUGCAGGCGUCUUCAGUGCAGGCGCCAGCAGCAACAGCAGCAACAGCAGCAAUAGCACCGAUAGCCCCGAUAGCACCGACAACAGCGAUAACGACAACCAGUACGGCAACUACAAAAGCGUCGGCUCCUGCAGCAGGUUCGUCGACCGUCGUGGCUGACUCGAUUGCCGUGCAGCGCCGGAGUCUCGGUCACAGUCACGGUCACGGACACGGCCCCAGUCACGGCCUCAGCCACGGCGUGAAUCACAGCCACAGUCUCAGCCACAAUCUCAGCCACGGCCACAGCCGGCUGUCAGACAAGGCGAACAGCAGUCCGGCCAACCGAGUACGGACGCCGCUGGGUAAUGGUGGCAGCAGCGGCAAGCGCAAGCGGGAGAUGCGCGACGAGGAGGGCAGCAGUGGCGGCAGUCCGCGACAGCGCAAGAUGGUCAAGAUAGCGGUACCGCGCAGCUACCACUACCGGCUGAGUCCACAGGCGAGUCUCUGGUUGGAGACGCCGCGACGGAGCGGACGACCGAUGACGGACGGGUCGAUUCGGGCAGUGGGUGUGAGUGGCAGCAGUGGUGGCAUCUUUGGCAACCGUGCCGGCACGUCCAAGUCGUCGUCCAAGGCAUCGACGCCGUCUCGCAUGUCCUCGCCCAAGGUGACGGCAAUGGCGGCGGCGACAGCCAGCGGCCGCAUCCGGCUCUCAUCCACGCCCGGCCCCGACAGCACAGCGUCCAACAAGGCCAACAGCCGACCAACACCACCGCCACACAGCUUCGGUGGGGGUGGCGGCGGAGGCGGCUCUUCGUCUUCGUCCAAACCGGCUCGCAAGCCGCUGCCGACUCGGCCGACAGGAGCGGCUACGACACCUCCCGGAAAUAGUAGCACACCACUCGGCGGACCGGCGACAGGAGCAGCAGCAGCUGCAGCAACAGCAGCAGUUGCUGCGCCGCCGGCAGCCCACAAACCGAUCUUUAUCAAGUUUAAGAACAAGUCGGCUUCAUGA
Molecule: messenger RNA, 5481 nt
Organism: Grosmannia clavigera kw1407
Lineage: Eukaryota; Fungi; Ascomycota; Sordariomycetes; Ophiostomatales; Ophiostomataceae
Product: transcription initiation factor tfiid subunit tsm1
Exons: 1
Coding region: 1-5481 (1826 amino acids)
Biological process (GO): transcription initiation at RNA polymerase II promoter
Cellular component (GO): transcription factor TFIID complex
Molecular function (GO): RNA polymerase II general transcription initiation factor activity; chromatin binding; transcription cis-regulatory region binding
Source: RefSeq, a predicted model, not a curated record